Molecule: messenger RNA, 705 nt
Organism: Theobroma umbraticum
Lineage: Eukaryota; Viridiplantae; Streptophyta; Magnoliopsida; Malvales; Malvaceae
Source: RefSeq, a predicted model, not a curated record
CCCCUGGGUUUCGCCACAGAUGUCUCCUCUCCCAAAAGCUAUAAAUACCUCCCGGUUUCAAUCCGUAAGCACUCAGAUUGUUUUCAUUUGUUCUUUCAACAAAAGUCAUAAGUUUCAAGGUUGAACUUUAAAGCAAAGGAAAAAUGGCGAAGACAGUUUUGGUUCUGGCAUUCUCAUUGACCCUGGUUCUAUCAAUCCGGUCCGUGGUAGGAGAAGACGCACUUUCACCGGAGCAGAUAGACAAGGCUACUACAGAGUUUAAAGAAAUAACCCAGUCCCUGUCACAUGGUGCAGGGAAUGCCGCGGAGAGUGUCAAGGAGACCGCCUCGUCGUUGACUGACUGGGCUAAGGACAAGCUCAGGGAUUAUGGCUGGCUGUCCCCGAAGGGAGCUCCUGCAUCCGCCCCGGUAAUAGCGCCGGCACCAGCAUUGGCAAGGGCAUUCGGACCCGGACCCGGACCUGCCGCUGCACCCAUUGUUUAAGUCUUCUAAGAUAGGAUAUGAACCAAAAUAGCAAAGCAUAUCACUAGUAUAUUAUAUUUGGAUUAACUUGUAUGUAUAGGUUACCCUUGGUUCUCGUCCAAUAGAUUUGGACUGCAGAAAUUUCUUUAAUUCUUUUUAGGUCUACUGUUCUUCAGACUUCAGCUAUAGUCUGAAUCGAAUAAUUACUCCAAUGUAAUAUUGGCAAGAAUCACUAAUAUUACUU